Molecule: messenger RNA, 684 nt
Organism: Acaulospora morrowiae
Lineage: Eukaryota; Fungi; Glomeromycota; Glomeromycetes; Diversisporales; Acaulosporaceae
Source: the annotation of a GenBank genome assembly
AUGGCGGAAGAAAAUAUUAAGGAAAAACUUGAACUUUUAUCCUCGUAUUCUAGCUGUGAUGCGGCCGAUGCACUUUUAAAAUUAACUUACCCUCACGGGGGCUACCUGCCUGAUAUCAUUAUGUUCUCACCGGAACAACAAGCCGGUCCCUCAAAACUUGUUGGUCCUGUGUUCACUGUUAAAGUCGUCCCAAUCGAUGAUACAACUUCUCCAAAACCAAGUCAACAUUUUGCUGAUGCAUCCCCGGAGGGUAGCGUGGUUUUUGUAUCAGCUCCACCAAAUGCAUUAAAUGCUGUUUGGGGUGGGCUGAUGAACACAAGGGCAAAAAUGCGUGGUGUCAAGGGAGUUGUGGUUGAUGGUCGCGUUCGCGAUCUUGGAGAGCUCCGUGCCGAUGGACUUCCGGUAUUUGCAAAAGCGACAUCUGUACUUUCUGCUAAAGCAUACACUCGUCCAACAACCCUCAACCAACCAGUCACUCUUAAUGGGAACUAUAACCCACCGAUUACAAUUAAUCCUGGGGAUGUAAUAAUUGCGGAUUUGGAUGGUGUGGUCUGUAUUCCCCUGCAGUUGCUGGAUAGUGUGCUCGAUUUAUGUAAAAAGAAUGUAGAAAUGGAUGAACGCGUGAGGGAGGAAUUACUCAAAGGCACGACUAUCGUAGAAGCAUUCGCAUUACAUAGAAAGUAA